Messenger RNA from Penicillium longicatenatum, 456 nucleotides. RefSeq lists its product as uncharacterized. The record is from RefSeq and is a predicted model, not a curated record. NCBI's taxonomy places the organism in Eukaryota, Fungi, Ascomycota, Eurotiomycetes, Eurotiales, Aspergillaceae. The transcript is spliced from 2 exons. The coding region runs from base 1 to 456 and encodes 151 amino acids.
AUGUAUGUUGAUGUCGAACGACUUUAUGCGACUGAGUUGGUUCAGGUCAAACUUCCGACUCUGUUCAAGGGCCGAUUUGUUCUUGUGGGGGAUGCGGGAUACGCACCAGGUCCUACUGGUACUGGUACAACCCUCGCCAUGGUCGGUGCCUAUUUGUUAGCCGGUGAGGUUUGCAAGCACAAAUGGAAUCUUGACGCGGCACUUCGGGGCUAUGAGACACAAUUGAGGCCGCUCAUUAAUGAUUUGCAAAAGAUACCACCGCUGAUCCCCACACUUCUUGCACCCCGUCAGCCUGGGGGUUAUGGUUGCGAAACUGAAUUUUUGCUUUUGUUUGUUGGUCCAGGCUUUUCGAAAUUAUGCACAGGUUCCUCGGUAGUGCAUUUGCGAGGAGUGAUGAGUUUCCUCUCGUGGAUUAUGAGUGGGUUGCUUAAGGUUUUCAAGGAUUCGAAAAUAUGA